ACAGGAACUUGACGACUUCCCUUCCCCCCAACCGCCGUUGCCGGUGUCGCUGCCGCCCGACAUGUCGCUCGACCGGAGCUUCUCCACCUCCGCCGCCCUCUCGCGCCUCCUCGCCCGCUGCCCCGCGCUCGGCGCCGACCCGUGCCUCCUCGCCCUCGCGUCUGCGCCCGCCGCACCUACCUGGGACGACGUCGCCGCCGCGCUCGCCGAGCCGCUCUUCCACCCACGCUACACCGUCCCCAUCAUCGGCUGCUUCCGCCCACUCGCGCCCGCACUCGUCGACCACGCCUCUGAGCUCCUCCGCACCGCAGCGCCCGCCCUCCUCGUCGACAGUGCCUCCAGCCAGGAGGAGGAGGUCGGGGAGGGGGAUACCCGCGUCGUUGAGUUCUACCUCUCCAGGGGAAGGGGCUUGCGGCUGCACGAGCUCGCGUGCCUCGCGCUCUCCCGGGCCCUCGACCUUGCCCCCCACUUGAUUCGACGCGUAUUAAAGUAUUUCAAGUUUUCUCCUCCGCCAUUCCAGAGACUUCUUUGUGAAGGUGUUCCAUCGCCUACUAAGGGAUUACAUCUGUUCCUUGAUGCCACCCAAGUAUCAUACCGGUUUCUAGAAUUGGAACCCAGGGUAUUUUGUGAACAAUGGGACUGGUCUUGCUUUUUGGACCUUGUAAACGGUACAACUGAUUAUAGGCCAGCGGACGACUCACUUCAUAGUGUUGUAUUGGAUUUAAGAUGGUGUGCAAUACAAAUACUCGUGGUGGUUUUUAAAGCAAGUGAUAUGGGCAACGCAAGUUUUGGUCUUGGGGCGGAUGAUGCUUUUACAUGUUUACUGAGAUGGAAGGAGUUCUGCACGGACACUUCGUUAGAGAAAGCCUCUUUGUAUCUGCAGACUGAGGAAGGCAAUUCUAACAUUGCUUUAACUUCUUUGGCCGAUACUUUGUUGGAUUGGUCAGAGGUUACAACGGGAAAGGAAUAUAACAUUGGAUGUAACAUAAGUCCGUUUGUGCUCACUGCCACUUUGCGCAAGAGUUAUGAGGUAGCUCUGAUGGCAGUUAGCCAAAGGUGGCCUGUACUUCUCUAUGGUCCUGUUGGAGCGGGGAAAACCGAACUCAUUAAUAAGUUGGCACAGAAUCGCGGGAAUCGAGUACUUUUUAUCCACAUGGACGAGCAAAUGGAUGGCCGGACAUUAGUUGGGAGUUACGUUUGCACUGAAAAACCUGGUGAAUUCAAGUGGGCUUCUGGUUCUCUCACACAGGCCAUUGUCAAAGGGUUUUGGAUUGUGUUUGAAGACAUCGACAAGGCACCCACUGAUGUGCAGUCAAUCUUACUACCCUUAUUGGAAGGUUCAAGCUCCUUCUCAAUUGGGCAUGCGGAGGCAGUUGAAGUUGCCGAUGGUUUCCGUUUAUUUGCUACUGUCACCACCUCAAAGCAUGAUUUUUCACAUGCCCUUGAAGGGAGAUUAACCUAUAGUGGCCUGUGGAGAAAAGUGAUGCUGGGAGAACCUAACCGUGAAGACAUGGUUAAUAUAGUUAAUGGAUGCUACCCAAGCUUGGAUACUAUCUCCUCUAAACUCAUAGAUACCUUUGAGAAGGUCAAUUCUCUGGUAUCUUACCAGUUUGGUGGGCUCAACUUAGCUGGAGGUUUUUCUGAUGGCAUUCUACACAGAUUCUCAUUAAGGGACCUGCUCAAAUGGUGCAAGAGAAUAGUUGGAGUUGAUCUCAACUUUGAGGGUCUGGGACUUGCAUCUAGUGGUUACCAAUUCAUCUAUUAUGAGGCUGCUGAUAUUUUUGCUGCUUCCUUAUCAUCUCCGGAUAAAAGGCAAUAUGUAGCAAGAGAAAUUGCUAGAAUAUUGGGUUUAUUUCAUCAGGCAGAAACCAUGCAUCCUACCGACAAGCCCAUUAUUCAGGCUCGGCACACCGACUUGCAAGUUGGCAGAGUUACUCUGCAAUGCAGCGACAAACCAGCAUUAAUUCAGAAGGGGCCUUUUGCUGAUAUUCGCAGCGCACUAGAUGUUCUUGAGAGGGUUGCAUGUUCAAUAAAGUUCAAUGAGCCUGUUCUUCUUGUUGGCGAAACCGGCACGGGGAAGACCACUCUUGUGCAAAAUCUUGCUUCCUGGCUUAAACAAUCUUUGACUGUAGUGAACUUAAGCCAGCAAAGUGAUAUAUCUGAUCUCCUCGGUGGAUUUAAGCCUACAGAUGCUCGGUCAAUAUGCUUUCCUCUUUAUAUGGAGUUCAAGGAUCUAUUUUGUCGAAGUUUUUCUAAAAAGGGGAAUGAAGAUCUUUUACGUUAUUUUGAUGUAUACGUAAUGGAGAAGAAUUGGGUAAAAUUAUUAAAUUCGUUGGCCAAGUGUGCUGAGAAUGCUCAUAAGCUACUUGAAGGCAAGAAGAGAAAAAGGUCUUUGGGUGAAUGGGACUCCCUUUUUUCCAGGCUAAAUGUUGCCCAUAGUCAACUUGGUUCAGCAAGUGGCAUGUCAUUUCAGUUUGCAGAGGGUGCUUUUGUUUCAGCUUUAAGAAAUGGCCAUUGGAUUUUGCUUGAUGAGGUCAACCUUGCACCUCCAGAGACUCUUCAGAGAAUUGGUGCUGUACUGGAUGGAGACAAGGGCACGCUGUGCCUUGCUGAAAGGGGUGAUGUGGAUUAUAUUGAACGUCAUCCUCGCUUUCGUAUGUUUGCUUGCAUGAAUCCAGCAACGGAUGCUGGGAAAAGAGAGUUGCCAUAUGCUUUUAGGAGCAGAUUUACAGAAUGCUUUGUUGAUGAUCUCAUGGAUGAUGAUGAUCUCCGUCUUUUUGUCAGUAAAUAUUUGGAUGGUCUGCAUACUGCUAAAGGAGUUAUAGAUGGCAUUGUUUGUUUCUAUAAGGCGGCGAAAAAGGAAUCUGAGGAGAAGUUGCAGGAUGGAGCCAAUCAGAAGCCCCAAUUUACUCUGAGAUCUCUUUCUCGUGCAUUAGGUUAUGUAAAAAUGGCAGAGAAAUCUUUUGGCUUCAGGAAAGCUCUUUAUGAUGGCUUCUGUAUGUUCUUUCUUACAAUGCUGGAUGUCCCUAGUGCAAAAAUCAUAAAGAACUUAAUAGUAUCUCUUUUGUUGAAUGGAAGAGUGCCACCAAGCAUUUCUUUUGCUGACUACUUUGUUGAAAAGCCUAAGCAACUAAAUGAUUCCGAAUCAGAUGAAUUUUUGUCCAGCUAUGUGUUAACCAGCAGUGUUACUGAGCACAUUGUCAACCUUGCCCGAGCUGUUUACAUUAAAAGAUAUCCUGUUCUCCUGCAAGGUCCAACAUCAAGUGGCAAAACUAGCUUAGUGAGGUAUCUUGCUGCAAAAACUGGCCAUGAAUUUGUCCGCAUAAACAACCAUGAGCAUACUGAUCUUCAAGAAUAUCUUGGUACGUAUGUCCCUGACAGUCACGGGAAGCUUCAGUUUCAGGAGGGUGCUUUGGUGAAGGCUGUACGUGAGGGGCACUGGAUUGUGUUGGAUGAGCUAAAUCUUGCACCUUCUGAUGUUUUGGAAGCUUUGAAUCGGCUGUUAGAUGACAACAGGGAGCUGUUUGUUCCAGAGCUUCAAGAGACUAUUCCUGCUCAUCCUAACUUUAUGCUUUUUGCUACUCAAAAUCCACCUGUGCUCUAUGGAGGACGUAAAAUGCUGUCUAGGGCAUUCCGCAACCGUUUCAUUGAAGUGAAUGUUGAUGAAAUCCCGGAAGAUGAGCUAAUCACAAUUUUGGAGCAGCGCUGUAUAGUUGCUCGCAGUUAUGCCACAAAAAUGGUUCAAGUUAUGAAAGAUCUGCAAAUGCAUAGACAAAACAGUAGAGUGUUUGCCGGCAGACAUGGUUUCAUUACACCAAGAGAUUUAUUCCGUUGGGCCAAUCGGUACCGAACAUUUGAGGGGAAGUCAUAUGAGGAUCUGGCUAAGGAUGGGUAUUUACUUCUUGCAGAGAGAUUGAGGGACGACAAUGAGAAAAUAGUUGUUCAAGAAGCAUUGGAACGUCACCUACGUGUUAAACUCAACAUCCCUGAUCUAUAUAACUUGGAAAGCGUCUACGGGGAGAGCUUAUCUUCUCAUGCUAUAAGACAAAGAGUACAAGAAAGCUUUGGACAUAUCACUUGGACGAAAAGUAUGUGGAGGCUAUUCUUCCUCAUUGAGCGUUGUUACAGGUCACGGGAACCUGUCCUCCUUGUUGGUGAAACUGGUGGGGGGAAAACAACAGUUUGCCAGGUCUUGAGUGCUGUUCUUGGAGUGAAGUUACACAUUUUGAACUGCCACCAAUAUACUGAGACAUCAGACUUCAUCGGGGGAUUUUGUCCUGUGCGUGAUAGGUCAACAAUAGCGUUGGAGUACAAGUAUCUUAUUUCAACAUUGAAGGGAAUGAAAAUUUUCAUUCAUGUUGCUGGAGAUGUGCUAUUUCCAUCUGAUAUAUCUGGAGCCAUUAGCGUCGUGAAUCGUAUGAAUGAAAUACUUGAUAGAUACAGAAAAGAAAAGGAACUGUUUCCGGAGGUGCCACCUCAAGAUAUUGAUGACAUGGAGCAAAUUAAGUUGAAAUUGAUGCAUCUUCAUCAGAAGUCGAAGGCAAUUUUUCUUUGGCAGGAUGGGCCACUUGUGCAAGCAAUGAAGAGCGGAGAUCUUUUCCUUAUUGACGAAGUUUCUUUGGCUGACGACAGUGUACUCGAACGGCUGAACAGUGUUCUGGAACCUGAAAGAAAAUUGUCACUGGCCGAGCAAGGUGGUUCUGUGCUAGAGAAGAUUCUAGCACAUCCAAAUUUCUUUAUCCUUGCAACAAUGAAUCCAGGUGGCGACUAUGGAAAAAAAGAGCUUUCUCCAGCACUAAGAAACCGAUUCACAGAAUUGUGGGUCCCAGCUGUUACAGAUGUUGAUGAACUUAAGACCAUAGCUGUAGAGAGGUUCAGCAAAGCCGAGCUCUCUUGCUUUGGAGAUUGUAUCGUUAAUUUCUCGAAGUGGUUCAACCACCUGCACACUGGAAGAAUGCUCACCAUACGCGAUCUGUUAUCCUGGAUUUUGUUUAUCAAUUCGACAGAGAGAAUUCUCGGGUCACAACAAGCUUUAAUACAUGGUCUGUUCCUUGUACUACUUGAUGGGCUCACAUUGGGAAUGAAUCUUGCUAAAUCGGAGGCUACCGAGUUGAGAAGGACAUGCAUGUCCUUUAUUUUAGAAGAGCUGCAGAAGGUUGAGGGGAAACCCUUAAAGUCAGGCUUGAAUGAUCUAAUGAAUUAUGGCUGGGGUGAUGAUAUAACAAAAACUGAUAUCGAUUGUAAUCGUCCAGGUCAUUUUGGCAUUGCACCAUUCUAUAUUACCAAAGGUCAUUUAGCCUGUAAGCAACAUGGAUUUGAAUUCGGGGCACCCACUACCAGCAAGAAUGUUUUGCGAGUAUUGCGUGGCAUGCAACUAUCCAAACCUCUCUUGUUAGAAGGUAGUCCUGGAGUUGGUAAAACAAGCUUAAUUGUGUCAUUAGCUGGAUUUUCUGGUAACAAUGUCGUGCGAAUAAACCUAUCUGAGCAGACAGAUAUGAUGGAUCUUUUAGGUUCAGACUUACCAGUUGAAGGGGAGAAUGGAAUAGAAUUUGCCUGGUCGGAUGGUAUUCUUCUUCAGGCUUUAAAGAAUGGAAGUUGGGUUCUGUUGGAUGAACUCAAUCUGGCUCCCCAGUCUGUCCUAGAGGGUCUUAAUGCCAUUCUAGACCACCGUGCAGAGGUCUAUAUACCGGAGCUUGGUCAGACCUACAAAUGUCCACCGUCCUUUCGUGUCUUUGCGUGCCAGAAUCCUUCAUCACAGGGUGGUGGGCGCAAAGGCCUCCCCAAGUCCUUCCUGAACCGCUUCACCAAGGUUUAUGUUGAUGAACUAAAAGAAGACGAUUAUUUUUCCAUUUGCAAAUCAAGAUAUCCAUUACUCAGUGAUGAUCUCCUCAGAAACCUGAUUUGCUUUAACAAUAGGCUCUUCACAGAUACCAUGAUACACAGGAAGUAUGGCCAAGAAGGUUCUCCUUGGGAAUUUAAUCUACGUGAUAUUAUGAGGUCUUGUGAGAUGAUAGCAGGUUCGCCAGAUACUUCAAAAAAUGACUGCUUUCUAAAUACUGUUUAUCUUCAACGAAUGCGAACUGCGGUUGACCGCAAUGAAGUUCUCAAGCUUUUUGAAGAAGUCUUUCAGAUACAGCCUAGCAUUCAUCAGCCGAAAAUGCUUUAUGUCAAUGCAGAUUGCUUAGUUGUUGGAAAUGCGUCUAUUAGAAGAAAUAAUUCCCGGUCAUACGCAGUUCAGAUUAACCAACUAAACAUACUUCCUGGUAUUCUUCAUAGCCUUGAAGCUGCUAUCCACUGUAUCCAUCAAGGUUGGUUGUGCAUUCUUGUUGGACAACACUCAUCUGGGAAAACCUCGUUAAUCCGCUUGCUUGCUCAGCUGUCUGGCAAUACAUUGAAUGAGUUGAAUUUGUCAUCUGCAACUGAUGUGUCAGAAUUGCUGGGGUGCUUUGAACAGUAUAACUUCUUCAGACACUACAAAGAGGUCAUAUCACAAGUUGAGCGUUACGUUAAUGAAUAUUUCAGCUUGAAUAUGGAUAUACGUUGGAAGGAUUUGAUUAUGAGAAGAAAGGCUUUGUUUGUGAAAUGGUUUAAAUUUGUGGUUGCUAAAAAGUAUUCUUCAAUCGAUACUUCCACAUUUAUUGAGAUGGGCAGGAAUGCAUCUUUGCCACCAUUGAGCUUGGUCAUAGACAUAGUUGAGCAGAUGAAGAGUGAUCUGGAAUUGCUUGACUUGCCUAUAUCGCUGACCAAAGAUGAUUUGAGUAAAACACUGAAGUCCAUCUACAGCUUGCAGGAGAAGGAAGCUGUACACCAACCAGUUAAAUUUGAAUGGGUCGCUGGAGAUUUGAUCAGGGCCAUUGAACGCGGUGAAUGGGUUAUUCUGGAUAAUGCGAAUUUGUGUAAUCCUACUGUACUUGAUAGAAUAAAUUCUUUGUUUGAGCAAGAAAGGUCCAUUGUAGUGAAUGAAUGUGGUCUCGUUGAUGGAAAUCCUGUAGUUCUGAAGGCUCAUCCUAAUUUCAGAAUGUUUUUGACAGUUAAUGCGAAGUAUGGUGAAGUUUCAAGAGCCAUGCGAAAUAGAGGAGUGGAGAUAUUUCUGAUGGAGCAAAGUCGGUGUCUGGAAGGGUGCACGAAUGUGCCUGAGAAUAGUGAGAGGAAGGACGUGACAAGAUUUUUAAUUUCUUGUGGUAUACCUAGAAUGGAAUUGAUUUCAUCAAUGACUGAAGCACACAUCUAUGCAAAAGCUGCUGGAUUACGUCUUGGUAUAAAUAUUACCCUUCUUGAGAUCACAAGAUGGGUUCAACUGUUCCAACAACUUCUUAUUAAAGGAAAUCAGCUUCGUUGGAGCCUACAUCUAAGUUGGGAACACAUUUACCUACCCUCGUUGGGUCAAGUUAGUGGAUCUGAUGUUGUUGAAGAUGGAAAAUUAAGGUUUUUGACCAAUGUUGAUGGUUGUUCAGCUGGUUUGCCUUGUGAUUUUCCGUUGUCCUUGCCUGGUGGUUGGCCAAAUGAACAGAAACUAAGGGAUUUUAUUUGGUACUCGAAAGAAUCUUGUGUCCAAAGAAACUGCAUGUAUCUACAAUCAUUGGGUGCCCAGUAUGCUGCUUAUCAACUAAGCAAUUUGGAAGGCAGUUCAUCCUUAAUAGGACCUAGUAACAUCCACCCAUAUGUUCUUCCUGCUUCAAGCUUAUAUGCGCUGCAAUUUCCGACUUCGUCCGGUCAGCAUUCUGUUAAGACUCCUGUAACUGGGGGAUUUAAUUCAGAGUUAGCGGAUCAGAUGCUUUUCAUUGCCGCAAACUGGGUAAUGGAGCAAUCUACGAAAAGUGAUCUUGAUUUGUAUGGGAUAUGGUUUAAAUGGUAUAAUGGUCUGCUCCAGCCAUACUGCAGCUUCUUCGAAAACUAUGGUAAUAUUCUUAAGCAAGAACCCGAGCAUCCUGUCUGGCAUAGCAUCCUCGAAUGUUAUGGGGAAAUAACUGCUUAUCACAAGGUUGAUGCUGCUCAUCCUGUUCCAUUGCUGUCGACGAAGUUGCUAGAUAUGGCUGGUUGUGACACCCUUAAAACUUGCCAAAAGCGGCUUCAUAGGGCUCUUAAUGGUUUGAACUUGUUGCGGCUUACAUUAUGGCAAUGGCAAUCUGAGACAGUUCUUCCUGAUUUUGGUGUUCUAAAAGUUGCUUUGUUGCCGGCAUUGAAGUCCCUCAGAUGCUUGGAGGAUGAGGUACUCAAGUUGAUUGUGAGUUCUCGGAAGCUGCUGCAGAUAUACACUCGUAUCCUGGACUAUCACAGAUCAAUAUGGAAGAUGAUAGUCUCGUCUCGGUUUGAGGGCUUACCAGUUGUUUGGAAUCUUCUGAGGAAGGAAAUUCUGAAGCUGCAGCCAAAAUUCCCAGAAGUAGUUGGUAUCUUUAUGAUGGAAAGCGUCAACCUGAACAAUCUCCAAGAUUUCAAUUUACAAAAUAGCAAACCAACUUUGUGGGCCCAUGGUGGCCAUCCUCUUGUACCAUCAUCUGGAAGAGUCUUCUACAAAAUCCAAGAAAUUGUAGCAUUUUCUGCAGCUGUUUGGCCAUUGAAGAAUCUUUCGAAGAAACAGCUUGAUGAUAAGCAACAAAUAAUUGAUGCCAUGUUGUCAGCCAAUCAGGAUCUUAGGUGCCUUGCGUUGGAAGGUGUUUCUCUAGCUUUUCGUGUUGCAUCUAAGCCUGAGGAAGAGGAGUCGACAGUUCUGGCCCACUUGGAUGAAAUUCAUAAGAGUCUUGUCCGAAAGGUUGAGUAUGAGAGGAACAAUCUAGGAUUAUUGUUGAAGACUUCCAACACUGAAGUUAAAGUCUGUUGCUCAGUCUCAUCGGAUAUAUUGUGGAACACUUGUGGUUUCAAUGGUUGGUUAGCGAGUCUUCCUUUGCUCAAUUUGAAGAGCUUGAACUUGGACACUGCUUUACUUCAAUGCCUUUCCAAGUGGAUACAAAUGGAUUCUUCUGAAAUUCGUCAGACUAUAGCAAACUCAGAAUCCCUGCUUACAUAUGCUAUUGACUACUCAUUGGAGUUAUCGUCAAGAUCUCCUUUGGAAUUUACCCAGCAUAAGCUUGUUUGGUGGAUUCAUAAUGAAUGGGACACAGUUGAGAAUGUCGAUGCAAAAUUUGCUAGCUCGCUUCUUGAAAUAUGGUACAACUAUCACACGUCUCUGUGGACUUAUUGCUCUGGAAGUCCAAAGGCCAUGUUCCCUCUUACACACGAUGAAACCUCUGAUCUAGCACACCUGACAAAAAUGGACGCCAUCAAUACUAUUAUCCGAGGUGAUUUAUGUGUGAUGGAUUAUCGGAAGAACAGUUUAAUGCUUAGAAUGUCAUCUAGAAGUCUCUGGGAAGAUGUCUCGUAUGCGGGAAGCUUAGUUGGUGGUCUCUAUUCUGCUGCUGAUUCGCUCUUCAAACAGAUCAUAUUUGCCCAUAAGAAGCAUUUCAAGCCAGAAGAGUACAGCCAAUUAGAGCACAUCCUGUUUCAACAAUCCGAACAUCAUCUGGAGGAUGAAUGCCUACUUACUGCUUGUGCACUGUUAUCUUCGUCAAGUCAUGGAGUGCUUGCUUCAUUCUCAGGGUCAAAUAAACUCAUAGGGUCCUUGCUUCUGGAGUUGUACUCAUCAUACUCGAGUGACUCUUUAUUGCAUCUUGGGGCUGCCUGGGUAUAUAUUGGGAUGUUGCGUUUCCAGUUAUUGUUGAGCUCAUACGAUCCAGAUCCUGCGUUCCUAUCUGCUUUUAUGCAUUCUCAGAUUCUGGAGAAGAUUUCACUCCUAGAUCUCAAGGGAAAGGUCCGUCAUGAAUGUGAAGAAUUGGCGGGCUCUAACUCAGCAGGAGAUUGUCAUGAUCAAAAGUUAAUGCAAGAGCUGAAAACUGAAGAGAAGAAUCUCCGGUCAAAGGUUGUAUUUCGACCUCGACAGUCUAAACAUAAGAGUUUGAUUGCAGCAUGCUGUGAGUUUGAGGGACGGUUGUCUGACUGCAAGGAUCUGUUAAGUCAUUUAAACUGCAAAGGUGCUGGACAAUUGGAGGUUAACAGAAUCUGCAAUUGGCAGAUAACAUCAGGGAACUUUAUUAAGAGACUGACAGAAGAGUAUGGGGAAUAUGUGGAUUUGAUUCAGCCAGUGCAAGUUGCCGUAUACGAAAUGAAACUUGGCUUGGCAAUUGCUCUAUCUGGUUCUCUUGAGAGAGAAUAUUUGAAGAAGGUGAAAGAAGAUGAUAUCGAAAAAGUUCUGGGUGCAAUUUUUACUUUUAUGCAGUUUCCCAAUGGACAUGUUGCUGGAAUGACAUUAGUGGGCGUUCCAGAUUUAACAAAUUAUUCAAUUGGUGAUCAAUUGGAAACUCAAUACAGUGAGUUCAAGGAUGUAGAUAUAUUGGAGAAGCUGUCUCGUGUGUCAAGUCAGUUAAAUGUUGGCGAAGUUGCAGAUGAAGUGAGAUCCCAUUCGCAGAUGCUAGUAACAUUUCAUCAUGUUUCUUUAGUACGGACAACGUACCGUAUCUGUCAGUCCCUUGUCAUGGAUAAAACUUCUUAUCUGUCUUUGAAGAAGAUCUUUGACUAUUUUAAAAGCAUGUGGAUCGAUAUGAAAUCUAGUGUGAAGGCUAGGGAAAAUGACGAUUCUCAGUAUUACAAGUUCAGGUCCCGUAUCAUCGAUAUAGAUGACAUCUUUAAAGGAGAUGUGCCUUCACUUUCAGAUAUAGACUCUGAUGUCAAUGCUGGUCCAGAUAAUGAAGAAAAAUUGGAGCUUGAGUUUUUCAAAAUUAUGGAGAGAAGUGACGAAGAUGAUGGUUCUGUUGAAGACAAAUGGGAUCUUGUUCCAGAGUCUGCUCUGAAAUGUAUUAUAUUAACACAUAACCAAUUGUUUGGAUCUCAUGAUCUUAUCGGAAAGACUGAAAAAUUCCAAAUUAGUGAUCAGCAGAAACUUCAGUCUUUUGUAGACUCGUACGAUUUUGGUGCAAGAAUACUGAAAGGCCUGCCAGAAUUGACUUCUUCAACACUAGAUGAGAAACUCAUGCCUGAGCAUUUACUCCGUGUUUGUCUGGAAUAUCAGCGAACCUGUGCAGCCUCUCUAGGCAGCAAUAGUUAUAAUGCUUACAAGGACCCAAAUCCUCCUGUUUUAUUCAAAAUGGUUGAGCCACUAACUGCACUUCAAGAGAAAGUUAGGACCUUUUUAGACGAGUGGCCAGAUCAUCCAGGUCUACUGAAAAUAUUGGAGAUAAUCGCUUCCCUUUUGGCAAUGCCCCUGAGUGCUCCACUUUCUAAGGUCUUACUUGGAUUGCAACUGUUGGCUGGGAAAGCUCAAACAUUGCAGGAAAAUGACUCCAAGUUCUUUCUUAAAGAUCAUCUUCCACCAAUAUUCAUGCUUCUGUCUUCAUGGCAAAGGCUUGAGUUAGAAUGUUGGCCUAUCCUGCUUGAGGAAGUCCAGGGAAAGUAUGAAACUAAUGCUGCAAAACUAUGGUUUCCACUGCGAGCAUUGCUUUCUCAGUCUUGUGACAUUCCAACGAAUGAUGAUUUGUCUAUAAUCAAGAGCAUAGAGGAGUUCGUCCAAACAUCAAAUCUUGGAGAAUUCAAGACACGAUUGCAUCUCCUCCUUGCAUUCCAUGGUGAAUUUUCUGAUGGUGCUAGUGUGGGUGUUUAUUCAAGUACUCCAGUGAAGAAAAUCCAGAACAUUCUGUACAACGUGUUUGGUUACUACAUGCAGUUCUUGUCACUUGUUCUUCGGCAAAUUGAGGUCGGUAAAGAAUCAGUUGAAAAGGAGUUGAAAGAUCAGGUUAAGCUUUAUCGAUGGGAGCAAGAUCCAUACAGUCUUGCUUCGAUUGAAAAUUUCAAGAGGACGAGGCAGAAAUUUUUUAAGCUUCUGCAACGGUUCAAUGAUAUUUUGAAGAAACCUGUUAUUGCCCUGCUGAAUGAAGAGGCUACAGCAAGAAAAGUUCCAUGUUGGCUUGAUCCUGAGAUACCUGAAUCACAGUUUCCUGUUGACACGGAGAAACUUGGUGAAAGGUUUUUGUGGUACAACAAGUGGAAAAACCAGGCUUCUCUGUCACUGCGAACAUUAUUGCAUGCAAACGAUAGUGCUGCUGCAGUUCCCAACGUGAAAGAAUCUGUAUAUGCUGUUGUGCACAAUAUGAACCACCAACAAGAUGAAACUGAACUCAACGAUAGAUUGAAAUUCUUUUGGUAUGCACUUGAGAGGAUUUGUAAUGCGGCUGAUUUUGGUUCUAUACUUAAGCAUGGUAAAAAGAACCAGAAGAAAACUGCUUUGUCCAGUUUGUUCAAGACACUCGAGGAAUGUGGACUCUCAAAGCACAGGCCAACGAGUCAUGAGUGGGGAAACGAGUUGGAUGCACCAAGCCCGUUGUUUUUGGAGCAGUCAUACAACACAACACAUUUACUCCAACAAGUGACCACGCAAAAAGCGUGUGAAGAUGUUAGCUCUAUUCAUUCUACCCUAUUGGGCGCAAAUAACUGGAAGCUUGCAAAUCAGCAGUACUUCAGAUGUUUGGCAACGGUGCAACAACUUAAGCAAAUUUCCUUGAAAUUUAACAAAGAUCUAGACUUAGUAGAGGUUAAUAAGGCUGCGUCCUUUAUGAACCAUCUUUUGACUACGUUGUGUGAACAAAGACAUCUUGCUUAUGAUCUAUUUGAGCAGCUGAACCAGUUUCGGCAUAUGAUCUUAUUAUUAGGUUCAGGAGGGAAGAGCGGAUCUCUAUCAUCCUGCCAAAAUGUACUGCUAAUUUCCAUGUGGCAGCAAAAGCAAUUUUUUGACAAUAUGCUAGCUAUGGCCACGGACACCAACUUGUUGCUCAAAACCUUCAAAGGCUCUCAUCAUGCCUCUUGUGACAACUUUGAAGUAGAAGUUGCCGCGAUGUCAACUCUUUUGGAAAAGUUUAUUACAAGAUUUUCUGAAUCCAAGGAUUUAUUAGACAAAUUCUUAGUUGGAUCCAACAAUAUCCUUGCUGGUGCCCACAAAAAUAUGCCUCUUGCUACAAUGGAGAUGGAACAACUUGUUGCUGUGAAUUGCCAGCUUGUCAACACAUUUAGAGAGGAUAUACAGGUUUUAUCCCACCAGGAUGUUGCACUGAGAUCUGUGAAGAAAGUUCUGCUCUCUCGUUUCAAAGAGUUACUGGACAAGGGGAAGAUAGCAACAGAGAGUUUCUCUAGAGAACUUAAAGACAAGCAUGGACUAUUCUCUGAUGAACAAAAGCCUGAAGAUGCAUAUGCAGAAGCUUUUAAGGAAACCUUCGCACUAGCUGUCGGUGUUGUAGGACAUCUCACUGGUCUUGGGAGAUCCAUUGAUGAAACUAAAGAACCCUCGUUAGAGGGGAAUAUUACCUCCUGGAAAGAUAUUUUGCAUUCGUAUGUCAUGAAUCUUCAAAUGGACCAUGUCUGUGACGCUGGUGAAAAUCUUUCUGUUUUAGUGAGGAAACUGGUAGACUACAAACCUGAGAUGUGUUCUAUAAUAGAGGCACAGUUAAUGCAUCUUCGUGUUUUGCUGGGUGUGAUCCUGUCAUCAGCCGAAGGCAUACUUUCUGAACUUUUGGAAGCUCACAGAAGAACAUCUGAAAUGACUCAUGCACUCGGGGAUCUUUUUAUUUAUCUAUGUGCGGAGGGGUUUGGUUGCGUCGAAGAUACAGCUGAAGAUGCUUCAGACGGACAGAAGGAUGCAACAGGAACUGGAACUGGCAUGGGUGAGGGGGAAGGUCAAGAGAGUGCAAGCUCUAAAAUAGAUGAUAUAUCACAACUUGAGGGCACCAAUGAAAUGCAGGAUGCUCAGUGUAAGGGAGAUCAAACUCCUAAGGAUGAUGAUCAAGCAAUUGAAAUGGAAGGAGAUUUUGCUGCUGAAUUAGCUGAUGUUUCUGAGAAUGAAAGCAAUGACUCAGGCAGCGAGGAUGAAGACAACUUGGAUAGUCAGAUGGGUGACACUGGUGAUGCCAGUGAAAUGGUUGCGAAGAAAUCCUGGGACAAAAACGAAGAUGAUGAUUCUAAGACGUCUGAAGAGAAGUAUGAGUCGGGUUCAUUAGCCAAGGGGGCAGAUGAGAAUGAUAGGGAAUUGCGUGCUAAGGACGAAUGUCCCAUGGAGACAGAUACCGUGGAGACAGAUGAUAACGAGCAAGGCAAGAAUAAUGAUAUGGAUGAUGAACCAAGUGCUUGUGAGGAUGCUGAUGAGAAUACUGAUGAUGUAAUGAACAAAGCUGAUGCAUAUGAUGAUCGAACAGGACCUGAACUCACUGAACUGGACAAAGAGGAUGAGGAUGUCAACAUGGAUGACACAGAACAAGCCGAUGACAUGGGUGCUGACAAUCCUGACAACGAAGAUAUGGGCCCAGAAGAGGGGCAGCAAGAAGAUGAUGGUGCAGUUGGGUCAGAAGAUAUGGAGGAAGACGAUCCCACACAUGAUGGUGACAAUGUGGUUGAUAAUGAAGGGGAUGAUGAUGAAGAUAGAAAUGUGGAGCCAAACAACAUGGAGAAGCAACAGUUGGACAAAAUCGAGUCACUUGUACAUCCUUCACAAGGUAUAACACCCAGCCAAUUGGAAACAGACUCUAACAAAGAAUCUGAAGCAAACUUGGCCAACAGCAUGGACAUGAGCAGUGGAGUUGCUCCUUCUGUAGAUUUUUCAAAUAAUCAAGUGCCUAGUCUGGAAAUCUCUAUGCCCAACUCUGGUGAAGGUUCAAGAAAUUUGUCCAACUCCAAGCCAGAGCUGCAGCCUGAUGCUCCACCAUCACACAUCAAGCAGACAAAUCCUUUCAGGAGCAUUGGAGACGCAUUGGAAGACUGGAAAGAACGAGCAAGAGUCUCAGCUGAUACCCAGGAUCAUCAACCAGAAACUGGACACCAUAUUGAUGAUGAGAGUGCUACUGAAUUUCGUUAUGUGCCUGAGGGUGAGCAGAGCACCUCACAAGCAUUGGGUGACGCGACAGCUGAUCAAAUCAAUGACGAGCUGCAAGUCAGGCAACCCAUGUUAGAUGAUGAAACCCGUGCCCAAGUGGAGCAACCUGAUGAGAGGAUACCCGGGGAUAACAAGCCUGAAAUGCCCCAUCUUCAAACUUCACAAUCACGCGUCAACAAGUCCGAAAGUGCCAACAGAUUGGAGAGAAGAGAUAUUCAGACUGAUGCAUCCAUUGAGGAUUUGGUUCAAGAUGAAAUAAUUGACACUUCUGGAGAUGUUGUUUCAUUCAAGCAGCGUCUGACAGAUGACAGGGUAGUUCAGCUGGAUGCCCUAACAAGUGACAGGGAGAUGGCUACUCAGAUGGAUCUGGACAUAAUUAAUGAAGAAACGGGAAGGACUAUCAUGGACUGGAGAAAUCUCGAAUUGGCAACCAUGAAAUUAUCCCAAGAACUGGCAGAGCAAUUGCGCCUUGUCAUGGAACCAACUCUUGCAAGUAAGCUUCAAGGAGAUUACAGAACCGGAAAGAGAAUAAACAUGAAGAAGGUUAUUCCAUAUAUUGCAAGCCAGUUUCGCAGGGACAAGAUAUGGUUGCGACGAACUAAACCCAAUAAACGAAAUUACCAGGUGGUUAUUGCUGUCGAUGACUCACGAAGCAUGUCCGAGGGCAAGUGUGGAAAAGUUGCAAUUGAAGCAUUAGUUACAGUUUGCCGGGCCAUGUCGCAACUUGAGGUUGGGCAGUUCGCAGUUGCAAGUUUCGGGAAAAGAGGGAACGUUAAAGUCUUGCAUGAUUUUGAUCAGAUCUUCAAUGCAGAAGCUGGAGUCAAGAUGAUCUCUAGUCUGUCCUUUGAGCAAGACAACAAAAUUGAGGAUCAACCAGUUGCUGAUCUCUUGAUGCAUCUGAAUACAAUGCUUGAUGCUGCUGUGGCAAGGUCGCGCACGCCAUCAGGGCAAAAUCCACUUCAGCAACUCAUACUUGUAAUAUCUGAUGGAAAGUUCCAUGAAAAGGAAAAUUUGAGGCGCUGUAUCAGGAAUGUUCUAAACAGAAGGAGAAUGAUUGCAUAUGUACUCCUAGAUAGUCAUGAGGAAUCCAUUAUGAACUCACUGGAAGCGUGCUAUGAAGGAGACAAACUAAUCUUGGGAAAAUAUAUGGACUCAUUUCCGUUCCCUUACUAUGUUAUGCUGAAGAACAUAGAAGCGCUUCCUCGUACACUGGCCGAUUUGCUCAGACAGUGGUUUGAGCUGAUGCAGGGCGCGAAUGAAUGAUCUUUGGGGACGUUGCCAGCUUGUCAAAUUGGUAAGGGAACCCGUAGGUGUAAAACCAUGGGCGUUCUCUAGGUUCAUACUGGAACAAUUAGUGGUCCAAAGUCCGAGUUUUGUACAAAAUACACACCUGUUGUAGCUUGUUUUACACUUCGGAACAAAUUGUUGUGUAAAGUUUCAUUUGUACGAGAUAUGCUACAUUUCCAUGUAUUGACUCGUGAGAGGUCAGAUUUUGAGUAAAGCGCACAUUGUAUUACCAAGGGAUCAAUGCAAAAUUGCUUGCCACCA
Molecule: messenger RNA, 16426 nt
Organism: Triticum aestivum (bread wheat)
Lineage: Eukaryota; Viridiplantae; Streptophyta; Magnoliopsida; Poales; Poaceae
Product: midasin
Exons: 66
Coding region: 62-16141 (5359 amino acids)
Biological process (GO): ribosomal large subunit export from nucleus; ribosomal large subunit assembly
Cellular component (GO): preribosome, large subunit precursor; nucleus
Molecular function (GO): ATP hydrolysis activity; ATP binding
Source: RefSeq, a predicted model, not a curated record